ACUAACCCAUUCAGCAUCAGGACCAGAUCAUUAUUAAACAUGGCUACCUUACAUUGGUUCAUAUUAGCUUCAAAUGCAAAAUCCUAAUGGUACCCUGACAUCUAAUAUGUAGUUUGAAGCAAUAAAGGCACUCAGUGCUUAUGACAAAGAUGGGGAUGAAAACACCAUGGCAACUGCUGUCUGCUGGUGUUGUCUUGGUACUCUUCACAACAAGUGUCCAAUGUUGUCCAUCCGUCUGCCAAUGUACAACAAGAAAUUUUCAGACGUCAGUGGAUUGUUCCAGAAAAAAUCUGUUCACUAUUCCUGCCACAAUUCCAGAUAACACUACAGAACUAGAUUUAAGUCAUAAUUAUGUACAAGACUUGACCCUUGUCUUUCAAAAUCAAAACAACAAUUCAGAAUUUCUAUGGCUUAACUAUUUACGAAGCUUAAAACUGUCUAAUAAUUCCAUAUCAUCAAUCACAGAAUCUGUUUUCACAAAACUUUUAAUGCUACAUGAACUAGACCUUUCAAACAACAAUCUUGAAGAGAUGAAUGACAAAACAUUCGAAGGACUUCAGAAUCUGAUUCAUUUAAAUCUUAGUGGGAACAACAUCCUGGAUAUAACAAACAACACAUUCCAAGCACUGAAAUCAUUAAAUGAUUUAGAUCUCAGUAAUACAGGCAUUACUACCGAGAAUUUAUGGAUCCCUUUGACGGUCAACAGCUUACAUCUUACAGGAAACAACUGGAACAGUUUCAACACGUCCAUCAUCUGCAACUUACAUGAUAUAAAAUUCUUGGAUCUAUCUAGAAACAAUUUCAUCGAUAUUGAGCUCCCACCUUUACCUAGUCUUCAAAUUCUCAACAUAAGCCAAAACAACAUACAUAAUUUGUCUCGCAACGCUUUCAGUGCUUUGACAUCUCUUCACACACUCAUUCUUGAUAGAAACCCAUUCUCCGAAAUAACUGUGCCAAUUUUUCAACAGUUGUCUCGUCUUCAAUAUCUAUCCUUGUCCCACCUGGACAACUUAGUAUUCCUGAACAGGGACGCCUUCAGAGGCCUGCAUAGUCUUACAACAUUACAAAUGUCAGACAAUCACCAGUUGGAAUACAUUCACGUCACACUGUUUGGUGACCUAGUCAAUGCCAAGAUGAUAAACAUAAGUUAUAACAACAUUACAGCCUUGCAUCCUGUAACAUUCAGUUCCAUGAAUAAUGUUACAACUGACAUACAGGGUAAUCAUCUUACGUGUGACUGUAGUAUUACAUGGCUCAUCGAACAGGACAGCCCUAGUCCAAACGUGAUCGAUUUACAGGACAUGUCUUGCUACGAGAAUGAUCUAAGGGUUCAAAUAUCCAAGCUUAAUCUGGAAGAACUUCACUGUGGAGAAAUUUCUGUAUUGGCAAAUGAAACUAAAUAUCAAAGCCAGAUUGGAUCAUCAGUAAUAUUACACUGUGACUGGACAGGGAACCCAGCUCCACUCAUUUCCUGGGUUACUCCACGGGGUAACAUGUUUAUAUAUUAUCCUAGUCAUACCUUAGUGUGGGAGUCGCACCCUUCCAUUGAGGAUGUAAAGGAGAAUGGAUUAUUCCAUAUGGAUCAUACAUGGCACAAUACUAACUCCUAUCAUUCUGAAUUAGUGGAAAACUCAGAUCGCAUUCUUGUGUUGAAUAACGGUGACCUGUUUAUUGACUAUAUGCUGAGAUCAGACACUGGAGUUUAUGAAUGCAUUGUGGAAAAUUCAAGAAAUAGGACUUCCGUUGGAAUGAAUCUACUUAUUGAUACAAGCAUUCUAACAGAAAUUAAAAUAUGGAGUCUGCUUAUAGGGCUGGCCUGUGCUGUAUCAUUUUUUAUGUUGAAUUUGAUCUAUGCUAUCAUUUCUGCUAUAGUUAGAAGGUGCAUCAACCAAAGAAGACGGGAUGCUAUUGUUAAACUUGUGGAGAAUAUGGAUCAGUACAAAAGUGCUCAACUUGCAAGACUCAAGGAGAACUAUUAUUCUCAACUUAAUCGCAUUCGUGAUGGGUAUCAUAAUCAGCUGGAGAGGAUUCGAGACAAUUACACUUCACAAGCAGUGCGUUUUAAGGAAGGGGCUAGCCAGCGUAGGGAGUGGGCUUCGAACAAACUUGAUACAAUACGGGAUAACUACAACAGUCAGGUGACUCGACUGAAAGAUAACAGCGCUCAAAAACUAGAACAUUUGCGAGAAACAUAUAACAAUCAACUGUUCAAGAUUCGUGACUAUGGUUCAUCACAGAUGGCCCGUGUUCACAAGAAAUAUAAAAUCAAACAGCGACAUGUCAUGAAGCUGCUUGAAACAAUGAACUUUGACAAUUGCCGAAUGAUUAUCGACUCUGAAUGUGUUCGAACAGAAUCAAUGAUAUUUGAAACAAAUCUGAUUCACCCUGACCUCAACAUUCCAACUCCCUCAGACAGUGAUACCGAGUAUCAAACUGCAAGUUCAACUAAUGACACACCAACAAAUAGCCAACAGGACCUUCGCAAAACUGAAUAUAUAAAUUUCCUUUCUCCUAGUCAGGAAACUAGUCAAAAUGUGGAUAUAGACCUCCAUCAAACAAUGGAAAAUAAUUCUAGUCAGUCAAGGGGAGAGAACUCCAUCCAGACAAAUGAAGAAAAUUCUAGUCAAUUCAAAGAAAAUGAUUCCGAUGAUGAUAUUAUUGAGGAAAUGUAUGACUGUGGUGAACUCGAUGAAAUGUUGGAGCAAAUCCAAUUAAUUGAUGAAAGUGACGAUGAAUCAGACAACAAAAGCAAUUCUGUAAACAUUGAAACAUGUGUCUGAAACACUUCAGGCUUUUUUUUCUGAAGCAAAAAAGUAUAAUAUAUUAGUUGUCUUGCAGUCGUUCUUAAUUUACGAAUGAAAGUCAUUUUACUAGAGAAAAAUUUAAAACAAUGAAAGAUUGUACAUGAGAGUGCAAUGGUGUGGGUUAGUUGGGAAUAAAGUAUUAGUGAGCAUAUUUAAGUUUAUUUAGAAUAUCAAAAAUUAGUUCAUAGCAUUAUGUUGUUUUUUUUUUUAUCAACUCAUAAACCUAGAACAUUUUGCACUAUUGUGUUGAAUAGAAAUCAUAAUUUUCCCUACAUUUCCCAGCAUUCAUGGCUAUUGUUUUUUAUUGUUAAAAUAUAAAAAAAAAUAUCCCAGCAAUAUUUUGUAGUUAUUUAAUAUUUUACAAAAUAACUAGAGUCCUUUGUUAAAAGUUUUGUCUGUGUGAAUGUAUCGUCUUACAGAUGUUCUUAAUUGUUCUACAUGUGUAAUAAAAUGUUAUUCAUUA
This is a messenger RNA of Mytilus californianus (California mussel), 3267 nucleotides long. Its product is annotated as leucine-rich repeat and immunoglobulin-like domain-containing nogo receptor-interacting protein 2. Bases 141 to 2780 code for a protein of 879 amino acids. Gene Ontology annotation, molecular function: protein binding. Lineage: Eukaryota; Metazoa; Mollusca; Bivalvia; Mytilida; Mytilidae. The transcript is spliced from 2 exons. The record is from RefSeq and is a predicted model, not a curated record.